UGGUAUGAAACUCAGAUUAAAGAAUAUUUGAAUACCCCGAUAAAUCAUUCAAAACAUAUACCUGGUUGUUCUAUCAUGUUCUGUACAUAAGAUUACAGUAUUGUUUACCCAAGUUCAUUGUUUUAUGUACGAAAUUGUACCCGUUCCCUCGUGAUCAUAUAUAAAUUCAGAAACUCAACGUUGGUAACAUCACAUUUUAAUCUCACCUAACAAUCCAACCCCACCGCAAUGGACGCAAUGGAAUGGGAUGGCAUGGACUUGAUCGAAGAGUGUGAUGUAGAGGACACGGAUUUAAUGAAUCGAAUUAUAUCCAACUGGAAUGAGGUGGAAUUGGGAGAAGAAUCAGCUAUAACGGGGACCAUGGAACCGAAUGAUUCUCCUGGUGAAGACGAUGACGAGGAUGGCGAAUGGGUAGAGGAAGAAGAAUCGGAUACGGUAUCUCUGAAACUAGAUUCAUCGGAGGACUUGGAUUCGAACAGUUUCAUCGGGAAUGAGGAUUGCAUGGGCCCCGAUUCGAUGUUUGUAAAACUAGUUUCAUCGGAGGGAGAAGGUUUCUUCGUGAAACGCGAGUACGCCUUCGUCUCGAGUACCAUUCGGCGCUUGCUUUCCGGUCCUGGUGAAUUCCCCGUGGGCGAAGCUAACGCGAUCCACCUCAAGGACUUUUCAUCGAAUGUAGUCAAAAUUGUAUGCAAAUAUUUAAAAUAUAAGCAUCGCUAUAAGGGAGUUGACAAUGAAACGUAUGAGAAAAUUCCUGAAUUCCCUAUUCCAACUAAAAUAUCGUGCGACCUGUAUAUGGCAGCUCAUUUCUUGGAUUUAUAAAUAAUCAAAUUCUUGCGCGAUAAAAAAAACAACACAAUUACAACAAAUUGACAAAUUAAAUUAAUUAUUAGGUCAUUAGACAAGUGAUAGACUAGUUGUCAUGUUUCCCUAAAUCGAAUCAAAUUCUUCACGCUAAUAUCAUUGGGAAAGCAAUAGGAAUUUUUGAUUAUUUCCCCUAAAUGUAAACAAUUGUAAGAAAAAAAAAACAUUAUUUACAAUGAAAUCAGA
Molecule: messenger RNA, 1047 nt
Organism: Toxorhynchites rutilus septentrionalis
Lineage: Eukaryota; Metazoa; Arthropoda; Insecta; Diptera; Culicidae
Product: elongin-C-like
Exons: 2
Coding region: 229-819 (196 amino acids)
Biological process (GO): ubiquitin-dependent protein catabolic process
Cellular component (GO): elongin complex
Molecular function (GO): protein-macromolecule adaptor activity
Source: RefSeq, a predicted model, not a curated record